This is a messenger RNA of Chara braunii, 2875 nucleotides long. The record is from the annotation of a GenBank genome assembly. NCBI's taxonomy places the organism in Eukaryota, Viridiplantae, Streptophyta, Charophyceae, Charales, Characeae.
GCCGGGGCCCGAGGAGAACUACAAGAGGACACUGAACAUUCCCGGACUUUUCACCGGCGAUCCUGCUCAUGACUAUGAAGUUUCUGAACCUGUGGAGCCAGAACCGGAACCCGAACCCGAACCCGAACCUGAACCUCUCGCAGAUGCCGAGCCAUUGCCGCCCCCAGAAGGAGAGGAAGGAGAAGAAGGAGGCCAAGAAGAAGGCCUUGAAAGAGGAACAGGCGGCCAAACCAAAGAAGAUGGAAGAAGAGAUGACCAGGGAGAAAGAGAAGUUGAAAAAGGAAGAAGAAGAGAAGCUGAAGGAGAUGGAUGAAGAAGAGGAAGGACCGCCACUGCAAAAGAGUGGGCAGCACAGCGGCAGCAGCACUGAUGAGAUGGAGAAGAAAAUUUCGGAGUGGGUCGCCAACUUAUCCCUGGGUGAGGAGGAAGAGGUUGCUAUGUACAUCCCCAAGGAUGAGCAAGAAGCCGCCAUGAAGAAAUGGGAAGCAGAAGAAGAUGUUGUGACGCGGCGGGCGAUGGAGGAUGAACAGAGGAUGGCGUGGAAGCUCGGAGUGAUGAGGGAGAAGAAGAGAAGAGUGGAGGCGGCGAAUGCAGCAAUGCAAGAACUAGCGGAGGUGAGGACUGCCGUAACAACACAAUUGAAUCCGCAAGUGGAUCUUCAACGUAAAGUGGAGAUCAUCGCCCAGAGCGUUGAGCGGUUAGCUAAAGUGCAAGAAAGGCACUUUGAGUUUAGUCGCAACCAGGAGAUAUCUGUACGCUCGAUGCGAACGGGCUUACAGGACUUUGCUCGCGAGUUAGUAGGCGCUGUGGGGUCCGAGGUGACUCACCGCCUCGAGAAGACUGAGCGUUUUUGUGUCGGCGCCAUUGAGGGCGUCAAGGUGACCGCUCCCAAGGAGGAGGAGGCUCGUCCUCGCAGGGAGCCGGUCAUAGUCAAAUUCCCUGAUUCCUAUAGUGGGAAAAGGGAAGAGAACUUUGACAAUUGGGAGGCCAAUGUUAAGACUUAUGUGCAUCUGCAACAGGUAUCCCCGGAUCAGCAGGUCCUAAUUGCGAUCCUCGCGCUUAGAGAUGAGGCCGCCAGCUUUGCAAGGUCCCAAGUUCGCGCUGCCAACUGUAAUGACGACCCGGUAGCGUACUCCUCGUUCACGUCCCUCACCGAAUUCUUGAAGUUGUUACGCGAGCAAUUCGCUGAUGUUGCCCGUAGUGUCAAAGCCUCAGAUAGGCUUCAGACAAUACACUCGCGCCAAUGGAAGAGUGCAAGGGCACUCAAGGGCACAAUGGAUGAGUUAGUGGUUGUUCCUGACCACAAGGUCACAGAGACCCAGUUGGUCAACCUCUUCUACCAGCCCAUGCCCGAAGCGCUGCGUGGUCACUUCUUUGACAACAGUCAGGACCCUGCUAUGACUUAUGAUGUACUUAGCGGGGAAGUGGUCGCGUUCGAGGCGAAGUCUGCCCGGACCCUCGAAGAGCUUCGGGGUCAUCUCAGGCAAGUCUUGGAGAAGCUGAGAGAAGCUAACUUCAAGAUCAAUGCAAAGAAGUGCGAUUGGGCGAAGACCCAAGUUUUGUAUCUAGGCCACGUCUUAGACGGAGACGGCGUUAAGCCAGAAGAUAGCAAGAUUGCAGCGAUUAGAGAUUGGCCCACGCCACGUACGCUGACAGAGUUGCGCUCGUUCCUGGCCUUAGCGAAUUACUACAGGAAGUUUGUAAGGAACUUCUCCACCAUCGCUGCGCCCCUUCGCAGAUUGCUGAGAAAAGAGACAAUCUGGAAGUGGGACAAGGACUGCACGUCCGCCAUGAAGAAGCUAAAGCAGGCGUUGAUAGAGUAUCCGGUCCUUAAGGUCGCCGAUCCGUCCUUGCCUUUUGUUGUUACUACGGAUGCUAGCCAGUACGGCAUAGGCGCAGUGUUACAGCAAGACGAUGGCAAUGGCUAUAGACCCGUAGAGUUCAUGUCCGCUAGGAUGCCUUCAGAGAAGGUUGCGACAUCUACCUAUGAGAGGGAACUCUACGCUCUCAGACAAGCAUUAGACCACUGGAAGCACUACUUGCUUGGGAGGCACUUCAAAGUCUAUUUGGACCAUGAAACGUUACGGUGGUUAAAGACGCAGGCCAAGAUGACACCUAAGCUUACUAGGUGGGCCGCAGACAUAGAUCAGUACGACUUUGAGCUCAAGCCUGUCAAAGGGAAGUAUAACGUAGUCGCGGAUGCUCUAAGUAGAAGGGCUGAUUACUUUGAUGCGAUAGUGCAUUAUCUUGAUAUAGGGAAGGACCUGCAGCAGAGGGUUAGAGAAGCGUACGCGCAGGACCCUAUCUAUAUUGACCUCCUUAAGAAAGUCAAAGAGGCCCCAGAGACUGAGCCGAACUACCGCACUACCGAAGGGUUAUCAUUUGAGAAGACUAAUGUCUUUGACCGCCUGUGCAUCCCCAAUAGCGAAGAGAUUCGUAGUCUGAUCUUGGGCGAAUGCCACGACACAGAGGGUCACUUUGGUUGGCAAAAGACUUUAGCCAAUUGGAUGCGCGCGUAUACCUGGCCAGGGAUGAAGAAUGACUGCGUAGAGUAUGUUCGCAGUUGUAAGGUUUGCCAGCGUAGCAAAAGUUCUACGCACGCCCCGUUAGGCCUUCUCAGACCCUUGCCCAUUCCGGACCAGCCGGGGGACUCAAUGCCUAUCGAUUUCAUGGACACUCAAGUCAAGAGCAGGCAUGGCAAGAGCCAAGUCAUGGUCAUAGUUGACCGAUGUAGUAAAUACGCAGUUUUUGUUCCUUUGCCUUCAGAGGCACGUACCGAUUUAGUCAUAGAGGUUUUUUUACUAUUGGGUUAGUGAGAAUGGAAUCCCGCUGUCGAUAGUGAGCGAUAGAGAUAGUCGCUUCACCAGCCAGAACU